This is a messenger RNA of Taeniopygia guttata (zebra finch), 754 nucleotides long. The record is from RefSeq and is a predicted model, not a curated record. NCBI's taxonomy places the organism in Eukaryota, Metazoa, Chordata, Aves, Passeriformes, Estrildidae.
ACCUCCAUCUCCCAAAGAUGACUUUCCUCCAAGGCCAGUGCGAGGAUGACUGCUACUACGGGGGCCUCUAUGGCUACCGGGGCUACGACUGCGGGAGCCCCUGCGGCUACCGGGGCUACGGGGGCCUCUACGGCUCCCGCGGCCUCUACGGCUGUGGGGACCGCUACGGCUACGGCAGCUUGUACGGCUACCGGGGCCUCUUAGGCUCUGGGGACUGCUACAGCUCCGGGGGGCUCUAUGGGGGCUACCGGGGCUUCUUCGGCUCUGGGGACUGCUAUGGAUACCCCGGGUACUACUCCGGCCGCUACGGGUACCCCUUCGGCUACCGCUACGGCCAGAGGUUCGGAUUCGGGGGCUGCUACAGCUGCUAAAGCCAGAAGGAGCCACUCCAAAACCCAGCCCGGGUUUGGUAGGAUUGAUGAAGAGUCCGGCACCAGCGACCGCGGGUGGGCAGAGUUUUGGGGACAAGAGGCACGGCUUGGUGCUCCGAGAGCUCUGCGCUGCUGCUGAAGGGCUGGCGGUGAUUUGCCUUCAUCCCGCUGCCCCAAGUCUCCUCUCGGCCCAGACCUUCUCCUCAAUCCUCUGAGCAAACCAAACUCCGUGUUUUUGGCAGUGUUGUACAAAACGUUCCCUCUGACUGGAUGAUGUGGGUGUGUGGGUGUCAUGUGACUUUGGGUGUGUGGUCUUUCCGUUCUGUAUCCCUUUAAAGUUACCUCUACCUUUCAUUCCUAAUAAAGACUUUUUUCUGCAUCAA